CAUUUCUCUCCCUCUCUCUCUCUAAAAGCAGAACGAUGUGUCGUUCGGAGCAGGCCUUGGAAGCCACCUCUGUCGUCGUUGAUUCCAAAUUCACCGCCCGGCCCGUCCUUCAACCUACCGGCAACCGUGUCCUCGACCGCCGUAAUUCCCUCAAAAAACCCCCUUCCGCCGCCGUCUCCCCUACCUCCCCCAAGUCCAAAUCGCCGCGUCCUCCGGCCACCAAGCGAGCUAAUGACACUAACCCCAUGAACUCCAGCUCUGACAAGAUUCUAAUUCCGGCCGCUGCUCUGUCUCGCCCCAAGGCUGCCUUGGAUAGGAAGAAAUCAAAAAGCUUCAAAUUGGCUGGAAAUGGGAAUGUUGUGAUUUGUGAUAAUGUUGCAGGUGGUGGUGGAUUUGAGGUUGCGUCCUUGAGCUACGCUUCUUCGUUGAUUACUGACUCGCCGGGAAGUAUCGCCGCCGUGAGAAGAGAGCAGGUGGCUCUGCAACAGGCGCAGAGGAAGAUGAGAAUUGCCCAUUAUGGAAGAUCUAAAUCUGCCCGGUUUGAUAAAGUUGUUCCUAUUGAUUCUAAAAUUAAACCCGCCGUUGAAGAUCGGAGAUGCAGCUUCAUCACUCCCAAUUCAGAUCCCAUUUAUGUUGCUUACCAUGAUGAAGAAUGGGGCGUCCCUGUUCAUGAUGACAAAAUGCUGUUUGAAUUGCUGGUUCUAAGCGUGGCCCAGGUGGGUUCGGAUUGGACUUCAAUUUUGAAGAAACGCCAAGAUUUCAGAAAUGCAUUUUCAAGUUUCGUUGCAGAAACGGUGGCCAUUUUUUCCGACAAACAGAUGCUAUCAAUCAGCUCGGAAUACGGCAUAGACAUUAACAGAGUCCGAGGAGUCGUCGACAACGCUAUCCGAAUCCUCGAGAUUAAGAAGGAGUUUCGAUCAUUCGACAAAUACAUUUGGGGGUUUGUGAACAACAAGCCGUUUUCACCGCAGUACAAAUCCGGCCACAAAAUUCCGGUGAAGACAUCAAAAUCAGAGACCAUAAGCAAAGACAUGAUCAGACGAGGUUUCCGGUCGGUCGGACCAACCGUCCUCCAUUCCUUCAUGCAAGCCGCCGGUCUGACCAACGACCAUCUGACCAGCUGCCACAGGCAUCUCCACUGCUCCAUAACCGCCGCCGACCGUCGCGCUCCGGCGGUGGUAGUGGAGGAGACAACGACGGCGUCUGAAACUGUGUAGAAUUGAUUCGAGAAUUUAAUUAACAAGACAAAAAGAGAAAGUGGUAACCUUUACGAGGAGUCAGUCGAUCAACGAUGAUUUGCUUGCUAAUUAACUAGAUAACCUUUUUUUUGUUUUUGUUUUUUUGUGGGGUUUGUGUAUAUUAAUGUCUAUAUAUAAAUAGACUUGUAAGUGAGAGAGAACAAAAAA
Cucurbita pepo subsp. pepo (vegetable marrow) is the source of this 1406-nucleotide messenger RNA. Its product is annotated as DNA glycosylase superfamily protein. Gene Ontology annotation, biological process: base-excision repair. NCBI's taxonomy places the organism in Eukaryota, Viridiplantae, Streptophyta, Magnoliopsida, Cucurbitales, Cucurbitaceae. Gene Ontology annotation, molecular function: DNA-3-methyladenine glycosylase activity. The record is from RefSeq and is a predicted model, not a curated record.